AUGGUUGCACAACUUCCAAGACUGACACAAAACUGUCUGAUAGAAGAAAACUUCAGCUUUGUGUUGACGACAUUUUUCACCCAUCUCCUGUGUUUGCUUGUUCUGUCCGUGUUUUUCCAUUACCGCUGGAAGCUGAGGUACCUCUACUUUAUUGGUCAAAGGCGGCUUCACAUCGGUGGACGUUUGGUCAACUACAACCCACAAGUUGAUGUCUUCGUCACGUACGACGAGGGUGAACUAAGAAUCCGACAGAUUGUAAGAAAUAUUAUCCUGCCAUUCCUGAGAGAAAAGAACAUCUCUUACAUUUUAGGAGAAGUGGACUUUCCAGGUGGGGACAUGGUGUCACACAUCAGUGGAGCUAUAACUGGCACAAGAAAAACGCUGGUCUUGUUGUCUGAAGAUCUUUUCUUGGAUCACUAUCGAGAGUAUGAGAUGAACCUGGCCAUCAUGCGAGAGUUCAAUGUUCGAGGUCAGGUUAUCGUUCCUGUCUUUGUUGAGAGGGUCGACUUGAAUACAUACCCACCUGAAGUAGAAACUUAUUUAAGGAAUCAGCUGUACAGGUGUCUGGUCUACAGAAAUAACCAAACUUUCUGGACACUUCUGCUACAUGCUAUUAGAAAUGACAAAUAG
Physella acuta is the source of this 630-nucleotide messenger RNA. Its product is annotated as toll-like receptor 4. Gene Ontology annotation, biological process: signal transduction. Lineage: Eukaryota; Metazoa; Mollusca; Gastropoda; Physidae. Gene Ontology annotation, molecular function: signaling receptor activity. Gene Ontology annotation, cellular component: plasma membrane. The record is from RefSeq and is a predicted model, not a curated record.